AUGACAGCUGUUUUCAACGUCCAAGUCUUCUUUGUUGUUUUCAGAGAAGCACUUGAAGCAGUUAUUGUUAUUUCUGUUUUGCUUUCAUUUAUCAAACAAUCUUUGGGAAAAAAUGACCCAGCAUUGAAGAAGUUACUCUACAAACAAGUCUGGAUUGGUGCUGCCCUGGGGUUCGUAAUUUGUCUCAUCCUUGGUGGUGCUUUUAUUGGGACCUUUUAUGGACUUGGCAAAGACAUUUGGAGCAAGUCAGAAGACUUGUGGGAAGGUGUCUUUUGUACAAUUGCUGCAGUAUUGAUCACAGCUAUGGGUAUUCCCAUGUUAAGGAUCAAUAAAAUGCAAGAGAAAUGGAAGGUUAAAUUGGCCACUGCACUUGUUAAAAGUCCUAACAAAAAACUGAUUUUUAACCUUGGACAUCUCACAAAGAAGUAUGCUUUGUUUAUUCUUCCAUUUAUUACUGUGCUUAGAGAAGGUAUUGAAGCCAUUGUUUUUGUUGGUGGUGUUAGUAUUAAUUCUCCUGCAACUUCCUUUCCAUUGCCAGUUGUUGUUGGUUUGAUUGCUGGUGUUUCUGUUGGUGUCUUGUUGUAUUUCUUUGGCUCCAGUAUUUCUUUACAAAUCUUCCUUGUCUUUUCUACUUGUAUCUUGUAUUUGAUUGCUGCUGGUUUAUUCUCCAGGGGUGUUUGGUUCUUUGAGAAUUAUCAGUUCAAUAAACAAACUGGUGGUGAUGCUGCUGAAAAUGGUUCUGGUCCAGGUACCUAUGAUAUCAACAAGUCUGUCUGGCACGUCAACUGUUGUAACCCGUUAACCGAUAAUGGUUGGGAUAUCUUCAAUGCUUUGUUGGGAUGGCAAAACUCUGCCACUUAUGGUUCAGUCAUCUCCUACAAUGUCUAUUGGCUUGUUCUUAUUAUUGUUUUGCUCCUUAUGAGUUAUGAAGAAAAGCAUGGUCAUUUACCAUUCACAAAGGAUUUAACUUUGGUUCAAUUGAAUCCAAUGUACCACAUCAAGGGUAAGAAGAAGUUUGAAUUGAAAGAAGCUGAAAAACAAGAAUUGUUUGCCAAACUUGAACAACAAAAUUUUGGAGAUGUUGAAGAAAUCGUUGAAGGUUCAUCAACCAAAGAUGAAUCGGGCGAAAAUAUUAUAAGCCAGAAAUAA
Candida tropicalis MYA-3404 is the source of this 1149-nucleotide messenger RNA. It is a transcript of the gene FTR2, whose product is annotated as Ftr2p. The record is from RefSeq and is a predicted model, not a curated record. Bases 1 to 1149 code for a protein of 382 amino acids. Gene Ontology annotation, molecular function: ferrous iron transmembrane transporter activity. The transcript has a single exon. Gene Ontology annotation, biological process: iron ion transmembrane transport. Gene Ontology annotation, cellular component: high-affinity iron permease complex; plasma membrane. NCBI's taxonomy places the organism in Eukaryota, Fungi, Ascomycota, Pichiomycetes, Serinales, Debaryomycetaceae.